UCGAGCACUUCAUUCGAUGCAGCCUUGUCAACAGUCGUUAAACCAGGCGAAUGUCCACGUUUGAUGGGUGGUUUAUGCGUGAUGCAGUGCACUUCGGAUGCACAAUGUUCAGGCGCAUUGAAGUGCUGCAGUAAUGGAUGUGGCUAUGAGUGCACAAUCGCUACAUAUUCACUACCACUACUCAACAACUUACCAAUACUACCAAUCACAUCAACAAGAUCACGAGCGAAAUUAGGCUCGAAAACUCCGGAAGGGUAUGGGGAAGAUGGGGGGCCCGAUAACCCCGUGGGUCUCGGGGGCCCACGAGGCUAA
This is a messenger RNA of Anisakis simplex (herring worm), 312 nucleotides long. The record is from the annotation of a GenBank genome assembly. Lineage: Eukaryota; Metazoa; Nematoda; Chromadorea; Rhabditida; Anisakidae.